This is a messenger RNA of Microplitis demolitor, 1434 nucleotides long. Its product is annotated as GTP-binding protein Di-Ras2. Gene Ontology annotation, molecular function: GTPase activity; GDP binding; GTP binding. The record is from RefSeq and is a predicted model, not a curated record. Gene Ontology annotation, biological process: signal transduction. Gene Ontology annotation, cellular component: plasma membrane. The coding region runs from base 409 to 999 and encodes 196 amino acids. Lineage: Eukaryota; Metazoa; Arthropoda; Insecta; Hymenoptera; Braconidae. The transcript has 3 exons.
GGAAGAUAAAUUGGUGAUUACUUUGGUAAACAAGACGUAUUUGGAGUCAGCGUAAAUAGAAUUGUUAUUCUUGAGGGAAUAAUUAUUGAAUUGUAAGAGUUAUUUGUGUGCGUCAUCGACUCUGUCGUCACCAGUUCUGGAAGGAACGACAACAAUUACGAGUACGACCAGACAGAUAAUAGGGGAAAAAUUAUUAUAGGUUGAUAUCUUGAUUAACUGACGGAGGAGAGAAGAUUAUUGGGUAAAAAAUAUAAAAAUAUAUCGUCAUCAGUGGCGGUAAGAUAGCGAGGUGGAUAAUCGCAUGCUCCUUUAGCCUCGUGCGUGAGCACGGGUAAGUGAAUAAAUAACCAACGUAUAUAAGGGACCCCGUGGCCGGGGGUAUAAUCAGUCGCGACGGCAGAUGUCAGGAUGCCGGAACAGAGCAACGACUAUAGAGUCGUGGUAUUUGGAGCCGGUGGAGUUGGUAAAAGUUCGUUGGUAUUGCGUUUUGUGAAAGGAACUUUUCGCGAAUCUUAUAUACCAACUAUCGAAGACACCUAUAGACAGGUGAUAAGCUGUAAUAAAAAUAUAUGCACACUUCAAAUAACGGAUACAACCGGGUCCCACCAGUUUCCUGCUAUGCAGCGGCUUUCGAUAAGUAAAGGUCACGCAUUCAUCCUGGUGUACUCGGUCUGCUCGCGGCAAAGCCUAGAAGAAUUACGGCCAAUCUGGGCAGUGAUACGGGAGCUUAAGGGUCAGGAUAUUUCCCAAAUACCGAUAAUGCUGGUCGGCAACAAGUGCGAUGAAAGCCCUUCAGUACGCGAAGUAUCAAUGAGCGAGGGUGCGGCCGAGGCUGCUAAUUGGGGCUGUGGAUUUCUUGAAACCUCUGCCAAGACUAAUCACAACGUUAAUGCACUUUUCCGCGAUCUUCUUACCCUAGAGAAGAAUCGCUCGGUCUCAUUACAGCCGGUGCAGAGCAACAACGCGAUAAGCCUUAAGGAAAAAUGUGCCGUUAUGUAAAUUUAUUAUUAAAAAUUAUUAAUAUUAAUAUUACUAUUAAUUACUAUUAGUAUUUAAUUAAUUAAAUAAUUCAAUUCAUUAAAUAAAUACUUAUUGAAUUUUAUUGGCUUGUAAGUAUUACUAAAAUUAAUUAUUUUAGGUCAUGCUUUCAUGAAAAUAAUUGUGACUAAAUUUCAUGUCCAUCCAUUAGGUCGUGAACUAUUUUAUUUUUUACACUAGAAAAGAAUGGUGUUAAAAAUAAUUAACACCGGUGUAAGCAGUCUAAUUUAGCGGUGUUAAAUUGGUGUAAAAAAAAAAUUCCACUUAUAGAAAUUAGAAUAAAAAAAUGUACUAUUUAACUCUAGGAAAUUUUUUUAACACCGAAAAUUUUAACACCUACACCUGGAUUUAUCCCGUUUUUUUAAUGUGUAUAUUUUAAUUAAUAAUUUACAAGCA